Nicotiana tabacum (common tobacco) is the source of this 3066-nucleotide messenger RNA. RefSeq names its product phospholipase D delta. NCBI's taxonomy places the organism in Eukaryota, Viridiplantae, Streptophyta, Magnoliopsida, Solanales, Solanaceae. Gene Ontology annotation, cellular component: plasma membrane. Gene Ontology annotation, biological process: phospholipid catabolic process; phosphatidylcholine metabolic process. The record is from RefSeq and is a predicted model, not a curated record. Gene Ontology annotation, molecular function: calcium ion binding; D-type glycerophospholipase activity.
UCCUGUCAACAGUUCGGAGUCGUAAAAUCUCAGCAAAGCUAACAACUACUUGCAGUAGUUAUUCACACGUAUUUCAUCACAACGUGCCACGCGCCCAUGCUCCUCCCCCAUACCAAUCUUCUACAUACUCUCACUUUCCUAAAUCCUACACUUCGUAUAUCCUUUCCUCUCUCUUUCCAUUUCUAUAUUUAGUAUGUCUCUCUAAAGUACAGUAAUCACUGGUGCAUAAACAAACAAAAAAUGGCGGAAAAUUCAUCUACAGAAGGAUUCAUGUGUUUACAUGGAGAUUUGGAGCUUCACAUCGUUCAAGCGCGUCAUUUACCUAACAUGGACUUAACUUCCGACCGUCUUCGCCGUUGUUUCACCGCCUGUGAUGUCUGCCGGAAACCUCCGACUGAGUCCACCGCCGACGACGACGGAGAAAGUGGCGUUCCCAAUGUGAAAAAAAACCCCGACCAAAAAAUCCAUCACCGGAGAAUAAUCACUAGCGACCCUUACGUCACUGUGUCGGCACCUCACACUGCUCUCGCCCGUACACGUGUCGUAACCAACUCCCAAAACCCUGUUUUUGAUGAACAUUUUCAUAUCCCCUUAGCACACCCUAUCGACUGCUUAGAAUUUCGCGUUAAAGACGAUGACGUUUUCGGUGCUCAAGUUAUAGGUAAGGUUAGAAUUCCGGCCGAAAAAAUCGCCGCCGGUGAGAUUAUUGCCGGCUGGUUUCCCGUUAUUGGCGCUUCAGGGAAACCUCCAAAACCUAACACGGCUCUUCGGCUAUGGAUGAAAUUCGUUCCAUAUGAUACAAACCCAUUGUACAAGCAAGGUAUUGCUUCAGAUCCUCAACAUUUAGGUGUGAGGAAUACGUAUUUUCCGUUGAGGAAAGGGAGCUCAGUGAAGCUGUACCAAGAUGCUCAUAUGAGCAACAGUUUUAAGCUACCGGAAGUUGAGUUGGAAAAUAAUGGAGUUUAUCAACACAAUAGAUGUUGGGAAGAUAUAUGCUAUGCAAUUUCAGAGGCUCAUCACUUGAUUUACAUAGUUGGGUGGUCUGUUUUUCACAAGAUUAAGUUGAUUCGAGAGCCCACUAGGCCAUUGCCGCGUGGCGGUGACUUGACACUUGGUGAAUUGCUUAAAUAUAAGUCCCAAGAAGGGGUGCGCGUUCUGUUAUUAGUUUGGGAUGAUAAAACUUCCCAUGAUAAGUUCUUAAUUAACACGGCGGGAGUAAUGGGAACUCACGAUGAGGAGACCAAGAAGUUCUUUAAGCAUUCCUCUGUGAUCUGUGUUUUGUCGCCACGUUACGCUAGCAGUAAGCUUAGCAUUAUCAAGCAACAGGUAGUGGGAACCAUGUUUACGCACCAUCAGAAGUGCGUACUGGUAGAUACACAGGCUUCCGGUAAUAAUAGAAAAGUUACAGCAUUCUUAGGAGGGCUUGAUCUCUGCGAUGGUCGAUAUGAUACACCCGAACAUCGCCUAUUCCGUGAUCUUGACACUGUAUUUAAAGAUGAUUUUCAUCAGCCUACAUUUCCUCCAGGGACCAAGGCUCCGAGGCAACCAUGGCAUGAUUUGCAUUGCAGAAUUGAUGGACCUGCUGUAUAUGAUGUGCUUAUAAACUUUGCUCAGCGAUGGAGGAAAGCGACAAAAUGGAGGGAAUUCAAAUUAUUUAAGAAAACAAUGUCCCGUUGGCAUGAUGAUGCUAUGAUAAAAAUUGAGCGUAUCUCAUGGAUUCUCAGCCCUGCUUUUGCUGUUUUUAGGGAGGGUACUGAAAUUCCAGGGGAUGAUCCCAAACUACAUGUAUAUGGUGAAGAUCACUCAGAAAAUUGGCAUGUACAGAUCUUCCGCUCCAUCGAUUCUGGUUCAGUGCAGGGUUUUCCCAAGAGAAUUGAUGUCGCGCAGGCACAGAAUCUUGUCUGCUCAAAAAAUCUGAUAGUAGAUAAAAGCAUUGAAGCCGCAUAUAUUCAGGCGAUAAGAUCUGCUCAGCAUUUCGUAUAUAUUGAAAAUCAGUAUUUUCUUGGAUCGUCAUACGCUUGGGGAUCAUACAAAGAUGCAGGAGCUGAUCAUCUGAUACCAAUGGAAUUGGCACUUAAAAUCACUAGUAAAAUUAGAGCCGGGGAACGGUUUUGUGUAUAUGUUGUCAUGCCCAUGUGGCCCGAAGGCGAUCCUAAGUCAAUCACUAUGCAGGAAAUUCUCUUCUGGCAGAGCCAGACAGUACAGAUGAUGUAUCAAGUUAUUGCAACAGAGCUCAAGUCGAUGCAGCUCUUGGACUCACAUCCUCUAGACUAUUUAAAUUUCUACUGCCUUGGUAACCGUGAAGAGAUUCCAAGCUCUAUCUCUCAAUCUUCUGGUAAUGGUGAUAAGGUCUCAGACUCAUAUAAGUUUCAGCGAUUCAUGAUAUAUGUUCAUGCCAAAGGAAUGAUAGUUGACGAUGAAUAUGUUAUCGUGGGCUCUGCCAACAUAAAUCAACGUUCUUUAGCUGGGUCAAAGGACACAGAGAUUGCUAUGGGUUCCUACCAGCCUCAUCACACUUGGGCUGGAAAUCAAAGGCAUCCACGGGGACAGAUCUAUGGAUACAGAAUGUCCCUGUGGGCAGAGCACCUUGGAAGAAUAGAAGAAUGUUUUGAGGAACCAGAGGCGUUAACAUGCGUGAGGAGGGUGAAUGAGGUUGCUGAAGAUAACUGGAAGAGAUUCGCAGCUGAAACUUUUACUCCAUUGCAAGGACAUCUACUGAAGUAUCCCAUGCAAGUGGAUGCGGAUGGGAAAGUAGGUCCAUUGCCUGGAUAUGAAUGUUUCCCAGAUGUUGGGGGUAAAAUACUGGGGAAUCAUGCCCCUACUAUCCCAGAUGUUUUGACAACAUAAUCUCAAGAAUUAACAUGAUUGUGAGUCUCUUGGCACUGUAAAGAUAUAUAGUUGCGAGAUGUUAGAUUGUUAUUGUUUGUACAUUUUUCUAUGUUGUACAAUACAGGUUGGAAAACCGGUGGAAAUGAUUUGAUGCGUGUGAAAUAUUUCUGGAUAUUUGAUUGUUGAUUUGUAUUUGUGCUGAAUUGAAUAAAAGAGUAGCUGCAGUCUUUGAUGUAA